AUGCCUUUACGAAAAGUUAAAUUAAGCAAAAUCCAUGCUAAAAUAAUCUUUUGUAAUCUUAAAUUGAAGUUAGAUCUAACUGCUAGAAGCCUAUUACUCAGAUAACAAUUAACAGAAAAUUCAAUUGGGCAGUUAAGAUUGGUCAUAGUACAUAAGCAUGGCUUGUGGUAGAAAGAAAUUAAUGACACUUCCACAAAGAAGAGCUGUGCUAAGGAGUUAAGUAUAUAUUUAGAGACAUGUAAAAAGAAAGAACAAGAGUAAGUCUAGCCCAAGAAUGUCAGACUAAGGUUCCUUAAGAAGCCAAGUAAUGGUAAGGAAAUUAAGGAUAGGUCAAUAUGUAUCCUCCACUGUAUGGCGAAGCAAAGGGGAAGCCAAGAAGGAACUCGAUGAGAUUGGAAAGAUAGAAUCGAUAUUGAGUUGGGCCUAAUUAAUACUAUGGAAGAACGGCGCAUUCAUCUAACCUAACUAAUAAUUCAUACAAAAUAUUGAGAUUUUAGUCAAAAUUUCUAAUUAAUCUAAUCAUAAUCUAUUAAUAAAUAAACACAAUAUAACAGAAUGUUUUGUAGUCUGA
Molecule: messenger RNA, 571 nt
Organism: Paramecium octaurelia
Lineage: Eukaryota; Ciliophora; Oligohymenophorea; Peniculida; Parameciidae
Source: the annotation of a GenBank genome assembly